Molecule: messenger RNA, 6892 nt
Organism: Drosophila mojavensis
Lineage: Eukaryota; Metazoa; Arthropoda; Insecta; Diptera; Drosophilidae
Gene: E(Pc)
Exons: 10
Coding region: 8-6511 (2167 amino acids)
Biological process (GO): regulation of transcription by RNA polymerase II
Cellular component (GO): piccolo histone acetyltransferase complex
Source: RefSeq, a predicted model, not a curated record
CCACAAAAUGUCGAAACUAUCAUUUAGAGCACGCCACCUGGAUCCGUCCAAGCAGAUGCCCAUCUACUUGGCGGAGGAGCUGCCCGAUUUGCCCGAGUAUUCGGCCAUUAAUCGCGCCGUGCCACAGAUGCCAAGUGGCAUGGAGAAAGAGGAAGAGUCGGAACAUCAUUUGCAGCGAGCCAUUUGCACUGGCCUCAUCAUACCCACGCCAGAGGUGCUGCAAACGGAUCAGCAGUUCUACGAUGCCUACUAUCCGCCAGACUACAAAAUGCCCCGCCAAAUGAUUCACAUGCAGCCCCUGGGCCUGGACACUGAGGUGCCGGACUAUGACCUGGAUAGCGCGGAUGAGGAAUGGCUGAGCCAACAGCAACGCUUGCAGCUGACCGAGCUGAAGUUCGAACAAAUGAUGGAUCGGCUGGAGAAGAGCUCCGGCCAAACUGUCGUCACACUCAAUGAGGCGAAAACGUUGCUCAAUCAGGACGACGAGACUAGCAUAUCAGUGUACGACUACUGGCUGAACAAGCGCCUCAAUAUGCAACAUCCGCUGAUACUCACGGUCAAGACGGAGAGCCGACCGGGGGCGAGUUCUAAUAAUCCCUAUCUGGCGUUUCGACGACGCACUGAGAAGAUGCAAACACGAAAGAAUCGCAAAAACGACGAAGCCUCCUACGAGAAGAUGCUUAAGUUGCGACGCGACCUGCAACGCGCCACAACUAUAUUGGAAAUGGUGCGACGUCGCGAGGAAACAAAGCGAGAUCAUCUGAAGAUGACGGUCAAUAUCUUUGAGAAACGUGUCGAGAUGCGCGACUUUAACGGUGCAGUCUACUCGGAGCUGAAUGCCCAAUAUAAGAACUCGAGACCCGUAUACAAUUCAUUGUAUACGAAUCAAUACUCACAAGGCGCACCGGCGGCUGGCACAACAGCGAGUGGUGCUCUGCUAGCUGGUGGUGUGCUGUCUCCUGGCAUAUUGGCAACGGGAGCAAACAGCAACUCGGCCGUCUAUGGGCAGGCAUCGCAGUACCUGAACACAUCGAGUCUGACUAUGGAGGGCAUCGGCGCUGGCAGUGGCAACGGUAGCAGCAGUCGAAAGGAGAAACGGCCGUAUAAGAAGCGCAAACACAAACUUCCGCGCGACAAGCAGCAGCAACAACACCAGCAGCAACAACAACAACAGCAGCAGCAACAACAGUAUUUGCCGGGCAUGAGCCUGGCGUCUUCAGCGUCGGGCAUUUCACCUGCGCAUCUGCAUCGGCUUAAUCGCCAGAGCUCAUCGCCAGCAGGCAACGACUCAAUUGCGGACAGCGAUGAGGACGACUAUCUUGCUGUCGGCGCACAGAACGGCAACAAGCUGGGCUCCGAGAGCGAGGAGGAGGCGCCGUUUGCAUUUAGACGCAGGCCCAGGUGUAAUUACCUGCGGACACGUGCCGUUGACGAAGGUCGCUGGCCCUGGGAAGCGCCCGCUGACGAGGAUGCGCCGCCCGGUGCGGCCGGUGGUGUUGACGCUAAAUAUCGUUAUACGUUAACAUCGAUCAACUAUGACAGACCACGCUGCAUAGGCUUUGCGCGCCGGCGUCUGGGUCGCGGCGGACGUGUGCUGCUUGACCGGGCCAGCACUUGUUACGACGACCUGUGGUCCCAGUUCGACUAUACGGUGCUGGAGAGUGUUGUGAAGAGCGGCAAGCCCUCGAAGUACGAUCAUAAACAGCAACUGUCCAAGCCCAGCUCCCCGCCAACCGUAGUUGAUCUGCCCACCAGCAAGGCGGAUACGGUAACUGGGGAUGGCAGCGCAACUCCCGAGGCGGUCCUUAAGGUCGAGCCGGCCAGUGAACAGGUGCUGCCCAAGGAGGAGCGGCAGGAGAAUGAGGAGGACAAAGAUGAUGAAGAAGAGGAUGACCUGAACACAGAGGAUGAGAAUGUGUCGCGUCUGAACAUCUACAGCUCAGCGGUGACGUUGCAGCAAAGUCCCUUCGAUAAGCGCAUGAAACGACGUCGAAUGCAUCGCAAGAAGCAACAAUUGCGGGAGCAGAAUGCCGCGAAGCGUCUGAAGAGCGCUGUGGUGGAUAGCGAGGACGGCGUGGCUAUGGACGAGGAUGCGCCGCGUCUGCUUCCUCUGCCUAGGUCAUAUUUGCAACGCUUGGCACGGGCACUGCAUUCGACGACGACGGCUGCUACGGCGGCAGCGGCAGCGGUAGCGGCAAAGGCAACUGCAGCUGCAGCUGCAACGAAAGUGCAGACGGAAGUGUUAACGGAUGCAAAUGGGAUGAGUUUGGGAAAGCAGCCGCAGCAAGAGCUGGAGGUGAAGCAGGAAGUAUGCGAUGAGCUGAUAGAGCAGUCACGCCACGCGAAUCAUCAGCACCACCGUUCCAAUAAUAAUAAUAAUAACAACAACAAUACCGUGUUUAAUAAUAACAACAACAACAACAACAACAAUAGUAGUAGUAGUAGUAAUAUGAAUAAGAAUGUUAGCAUUAGCGAAAAAUUCAAUGUGAUAAAAGUGGAGGAUGAGGAUGCGGACGGAGACGAUGGGACAACUCGGAUUGAGCAGCCAGUGGCCUCCACCUCAGCAGCGGCAGCAGCAGCACGCGCUGCCGAGGCUGCAGCUGCAGCAACAACAACAAAUGCAAUCGGAUCUGCAAAUUCAGCGAGCGAGGUCGAGGUCGAGGAUGUGGCCAGGACGAUAAAGCGCGAACUGAUCGAUGCCGAUGACUCGAAUGAGCCGUUGAGCAGCAUACGUACAGCAGCAUCAAUGCAGAGCAAGCAGCAGCAGCAGCCUCAGGACUUGAUGGACGACGAUGAGGCCGAGGAUGAUGUUAAUCUGGCACAGCUCAGCAGCAUUAUAAAGCACACAGCCGUCAAAAAGGAGCUGCAGGCGCAACAGCAAGAGCAGCAGAAGAGGCAAAGGCAGGAGGAGAAACAACAGCUGGAGAGCCAAACACGAUGCUUCAAUCAGAUGCCCGAUGUCAUUCGUCUGCACAAUAAGCAACUGCACAUUGAUGCUGGGGAUUUGGAUGCGACGGCAUCCGUGCCAACGGAGGACGACAGCGAAGCCUAUGACUAUAUGGGCGGACUGUCGCCAACAUCUAGCCAACGCCUGGACAUCUGCAAUGAGCUGCUGUCGGAGAUCAGGCGCGACUGGCUGCACUUUCGGCCAAAGACGCCCACAGACGAGCUGUCGGACAGCAAUCACGAGGACGAGGACAAUGGCAAGCUCUGCGAUGCUGCGGUAGUCGACUGGACACAGGACACGCCCAUUAGCAUCGAGCUGAGCCUGUUGGGCAAAUGCAGUGACGACGACGAUCCCGCCAGCGAAGCCCACUUCAUGAGCACCGCCUUCAAGUACACGGAUCUCGACCCGGAUGCUCAGCUGCUGCAAACCGCCUACGCGCUGGACUAUGCGCGCGACAGCAAUCGAAGUCCCGAUCACACAAACGGCGACUGCUCCGACACUGGUUCGGGCUUGGGCUCGGGCUCUGGUGAAGGCUCUGCGCUGGAGUUCAAUCUCAGCGGCGGCGAUUCGCUCAACGACAUCAAUCUGUUGGGUGACGAUCUGGUCAACAAUAUUCUGCACGAGUGCAGCAUGGAUGAUCCCAAGAAUCAGGCCGCCAACUUCUGGAACAUCCUUGAUGGCGAGACGGCUGUCGAUGAUGUCGACAACGCUGAGAGUCUCCUCGACUGCAAGACAACCACCGCCUCCGAACUGAAGCGUACGGCACGCCAUCGUGCGCACCAUCGCGGCCCAUCCGCUCCCCUCGGUAGCUCCAGCUUCAGAACAGCCGAUGUGCCGUCCUCCUUCUUUUGUCAAGCACCCCCCGUCAAGGAGGAGCCGCCGCCGUCGUCGGAGGCAUUGCCAGAAGCCGCACCGCCAGAGCACACGCAACCCAUCAAGGUGGAACCGGCGGACGGCAUAAGCACACCCUCGAUCGCAUUGCCACAUUCGGCAGAAAUCAGCUUAACGACAUCCUCGCCCGCCAACGCAAUGCCGGUUGGAGCAUCAGCUCCUGCUGUGCCAGUGCCAGCACCACAGCUGGUGCCAGCCACACCAACUGCAGCGCCGCUGAUUGCCACCAGCACAGCCGCCACCCAUCUGCUCAACAUACCCGCCCAAAUCACAACGCAGCAGCAACAGCAUCAACAACAGCAGCAGCAGCAGCAGCAACAGCAACAAUUGCCGCAGCAAUCGAAGCCUGCCCAGGUGGCUGUGACACAGCAACUGCUCAAUCAGUUUGCCGCCAGCGCGACGCCAGCUGCCACCCAGCUGAUUGCGAGGACAGAGUUUGUGAGCAGUGGCACGGCCGUUGGGGAUAUUGUGACCAUAACGCCGCAUACGGGCAGCAGUCCGCUGCCGGCGUUGACACCACAGCAGCAGCAGCUGCAGCAUCAGCUGGCGCAGGCGCAGCUGCGCAAUGUCACGGUGCAGCAGAGACAGGCGACACCCCAGCACCAACAGCAGCAACAGCAGCAAGUGCAGCAGGUGCAGCAGCAACAACAACAACAGCCGCAACAGUUUCUGCUGCAGAUGCAGCGUGAUAUUGGUGGCUCAGCAGCUGUGAUCUCCUCGCAGAGCAUUGUGACGUCACGCAGCGGCAACCACAUGAUCUAUACGACGAACAGCGGCGAGAUCAUGACCGCGGCAGGCCAGGUGGGCGCCCAGAAGGUGACAUAUGCCAUACAGAAGAGCGCCGGUGGCAGCAGCGCCUCCAUUGGGCCCAACACGGUCAUCACGCUGUCCAACGUCAAGCUGCAGAACGAUGACAACUCGGCAUCCGCCUCGCAGCCAUCGAGUGUCAACAUCAUCAACACCGCCAGCGGGCAACAGUUGGCGGUGCACAGCAUCUCUGGCAUUCAGCAACAGCAGCAGCAGCAGCAACAACAGCAGCAGCAACUGCAACAGCAGACGACGACCAGCACGCCACUAAUUGUGACCACGCGCAACAAUAAUGCCCACCAGCAGCAACAGCAGCAGCAGCAGCAUCAACAGCAGCAACAGCAACAGCUCGUGCAGCAACAACAGCAGCAGCCAAUUGUUUGGCGGCAGGUGAGCGGCACCAACACGGCGGUGGCCACCACAGCGGUGCUCUCUAGCACCACAGCCGAUUCGGCAACAGCGGUGGGCAAUAAGAUUGUGUGGACGAGUCGAGCCACCCAGAAGCGGCAGAACGGACCGGAAAACACAGAUAUUAACAAACUGCUGCUGAACCGGAAGUUCUCGCAGCGUAAGGUGGGGCAGCAGCAAGUGACGCAGCAGCAGUUCCAGCUAACGAAGCAGCAGCUGCAGCAGCUGGUGCAGCAAGAGGAUGAGCUGGUGGCUAGCGGAGCUGGCGAGCAGCUGACAUUGCAGGACGGCAGCGAUGCACUGCAGCAGCAGCAGCAGCAGCAGCAUCUGCAGCAGCAGCAACAACAACAGCAACAUCAGCAGCUACAGAAAUUCAGCAAGGUGAUCAAGAUGUCGCCGUUCCCGCUGAUUGUGUCGGACCUCAAUCUGCAGCAGCAAACGAAUCAGCAGCAGCAGCAGCAGAAGCCCAAUUCAGCAGCGGCCAUUGCGGCGAAUCACAACUACAGCCUGCAGCCGGCCACAGCCAUAAUCACCUCCCAGGCAGGACCGCAGCAGGCCAACAAAAUCUUCCUAACCAGCAAUAGCAGCGGUGGCAGCGGCGGCAAUUUCAUCGCCACGGCCAGCGAGCUGCAGGCGGCGGUGGCUGCCAGCAACGCGGGCCAGCAGAAGCUCCACUACAAGGAGCUGCCCAAUGCCAAUGUUAAGCUGAAUUUUGUGAGCACCGCCACAACGGGCAAUGCGGCCGACGCGCUGGUGACCCAGGCGUCACAGCAGCUGGGCGCCACCACAGUGGUGCUGAAUAAGACAGGCUCACCGCUGCCCACCGCCAUUCAGCAGCAGCAGCUGCAGCAGCACCAGAAACUCAAAACGGGCGGGACGCAGGUGCAGGUGCCGGUCUCGGCUGGGGAUAAGCGCGUGCUCUACACGAGCCUGCUGAAUGUGAAGCCGUUGCAGAAGAACAACAGCGGCCAGAUGCAGAUGCAGCUGGGGGCCGCCGGACUGCAGCAGGUGUUGCGUGGACGGCUGAACAACUCGGCGAUAUUGACGCGAACCCUGCCGCUGGGCACCACAGUGAACAGCACGGGUGGCGGCGGUGGCGGUGGCAGCGCAGGAGGAGGUGGCGUUGGAGGCACUCCGACCACCAUACGCCAGCUGGUCAGCAGCAAUGUCACGAACAAUGUGGGAGCAGCAGCAGCAGCGGCCGCGGAUACCAUUGGCAAGGAGGUGGGCAAGGUGCAUGUGACUGUGGAGCAGGUGAUUGCCAGUGCCAACAAUGGCGGCGUUGUGUUGCCUACCACCACCAAUAACAACAACAACAACAACAAUAGUAAUAGUAACAACAACAACAACAAUGCAAAUAGCAGCAGCAAUAACAACAACAACGGCAGCGGCACGGGCGGAGGCGGCAUGAAUGCAACAACGAGCAAUGUGAACGCAACUCCGACGAUAAACAGAUGAGACGCGGACGGCAGCUAACAUCCAAUGACAAGUGGAGGCUGUUGCACGCUUAAUCUGCCCAGCGGCACCUCGCUCAGCCUGGCGCCAUCGGCAGCGGCACCGCGGUCCAGUCCGCUGAUGGUGGCCCUGGGUCAGUUGCUGCAGCCGGCGCAGUGCUGCUGUGCCCUCUGCCUGGUGAAGCUGGGCAAGCAGACGUCUGCCUAGAGGAGUAGCGGCUGCUGCUGCUGCAAUUACUAUAUAUUACUAUAUAUAUAUAUAUAUACAUAGAUAUUGCAUAUAUCAAGCAGAAACCUACAAAUAUUCAAUGUGAAUUAUUGCAAAUUGUGAGACCCUCCGCCAGCCCCCAAGAGUGGAUAAUUGUAAAAUAAAUUGGAAAAUGGA